UGUCGUCGUCAUAGCAACUAACACCCGCCAUCUUGAACUGCAAGGACAGAGGAAAGACUCGUUUGAAAUACAAGAGUCAUGCCUCAAAAGGAGGAGCCGAUCUAUUGCUCACAACAAAUCAACAUUCCUCCAGAGUUGCCAGAUAUCCUAAAGCAGUUUACUAAGGCUGCUAUUCGUACACAACCGAAGGAUGUUUUACAGUGGGCUUACGCGUACUUUGAUGCCUUGUCUAAAGGAGAGACACCCCCAGUUAAAGAACGUCUCGAGUUCCAGUUAGGGCAGCCUCUGGAAAAACCCCUUACUCAAGGCUUACUUGCAGUUUUACACAAACAGCUAGGUGGAAAGCCUGUUAUAGAGUUGUCAUCCUUGGAAGAAAAGUGGAAACAUUUGUCACUUCCUAAAGACACUCUAGAUGAGCUACUGAGGUUGGGAAGUUUUGCUGAAGAACUGAAGUGGCUUCAUUUUCUGGCUCUUGCUUGCAGUGCAAUUAGUGAGAAUCUUACAUUGGCUAUGAAAACAGUUUGUGAGAUUUUGACAACUGAUCUAGAAGGGGGCCCUGCAAGAAUACCAUUCUCACUGUUUAAGGAAUUGUUCACAUACCUAGCAGAGACUGAUGGAGAAAUUCCCAAGGAACAUGUUGAUGCUGUCAUUGAGCACCUAAGCUAUGACGUGGACAAACAAGAAGGACAAGUCUCUCCACGCAACUUUAUGAGUGACAGUUGUCCUCCACUUUCACCUAAUGAAAACUCAUGAAAACAAUCAUGACAUAAAAACUGAAGUACAAACUGUUUUUGUAAUAUUGGUUCAUUUUAUUCCAGCCUCAAGCUGUGAAAAAUAUGCGUUUUCAACAUAUUACAGGCCGUGUUAAUCAACAUGUACAUGUCAUAGAUACUAUCAUACACAUCCAUCUCUGGAAAAAUCCUACAUAUAUAUAUAUAAUUUAUAUAUGAGGCUAGAUUAAUGUAGUAAACAAGUUGCUUAUGGCUAGAUCCUUACAGUAAUGAUAGCAGAAUGCUUUCAAGGAGCAGUGUUAGUGAAAUGUACAUACAUGUACUAUUGUGAUCAAGAAGUAAACUUUCACUCAACUUA
Pocillopora damicornis (cauliflower coral) is the source of this 1089-nucleotide messenger RNA. RefSeq names its product ropporin-1-like protein. NCBI's taxonomy places the organism in Eukaryota, Metazoa, Cnidaria, Anthozoa, Scleractinia, Pocilloporidae. The record is from RefSeq and is a predicted model, not a curated record.